AUGCAGAAUGCCGAUGGAAACCACCGGCAUUCUGCACGCGGAGCUGGUGAAGGAGAACAAAAACUCCGCGAAGAGGAGAAUUUCCAACAGAGACAAGAGGUGAAAUCCGACAAUGUUCUGCCAGCAUACUGCGAGCCACCAAAUCCAUGCCCAGUCGGAUACACCGCUGCCGAUGGAUGCUUAGAGGAGUUCGAAAAUAG
This is a messenger RNA of Cooperia oncophora, 200 nucleotides long. The record is from the annotation of a GenBank genome assembly. NCBI's taxonomy places the organism in Eukaryota, Metazoa, Nematoda, Chromadorea, Rhabditida, Trichostrongylidae.